GAGAGAGAAAAUUGCACCAGUUGCCUGCCAAAAAAAAUACAUAAAAGGGAGCAAUAACGAGAGAGAGAGACAGAAGUGAAGAGGAAAGAAGAGAGAAGAGAAGUGGUCACUGCAGACAGAAGAGAAGAUCAAAAGAGAUCGGGAGAUGCAGCACAAGAUUGGGGGGAGUGAGGGCAGCCAGAACCAGCAGCAGCAGCAACAGCAGCUGGGCCGCCGCAGAGCCAAGGGAAGCCACAGCAACGGCUUCUUCUUCUUCCACCCCUCCUCCUCCUCCUCUAGAGCUCAGAACACCUCCUCAAGCUAGCUGCUUCUGCCGCUGCCUCUCUCGAUCUGAUCGAUCCCUACCUUCUUCUUCUUCCUCCUCCUCCAGCCCCAUCUAGCUAGCUACCUCCACAGCCAGCAGUCCGAUCGAAACAGUAGGAGGAGCUAGGAGGUGCCAGAUUAAGGGGCGGCGGCCAUGGACGACACGCUCAAGUCUCUGUCCAUGGACUACCUGAAUCUCCUCAUCAACGGGCAGGCCUUCAGCGACGUGAGCUUCAGCGUGGAAGGGCGGCUGGUGCACGCGCACCGCUGCAUCCUGGCCGCGCGCAGCCUCUUCUUCCGCAAGUUCUUCUGCGGCCAGCAACAGCAGGCAUCCGCCGACCAGCCGCUCAUGGACCACCUCAGCCCGCGCUCCCCCUCCGGCGCUGGCGCUUCUUCCCCGCGCGGCGGAUCAACAGCUGCUGCUGCGGCGGCGGCGGGUCCGGGCGCCGUGAUCCCCGUGAGCUCGGUGAGCUACGAGGUGUUCCUGCUGCUGCUCCAGUUCCUGUACAGCGGGCAAGUGUCGCUGGUGCCGCAGAAGGGGGAGCCCCGGCCCGGCUGCGGCGAGCGCGGCUGCUGGCACACCCACUGCGCCGCAGCCGUCGAUCUCGCCCUCGACACGCUCGCCGCCGCCCGAUCCUUCGGCGUCGAGGAGCUCGCUCUCCUCACCCAGAAGCAGCUGGCGGGCAUGGUGGAGAAAGCUUCAAUCGAGGACGUGAUGAAGGUGCUCAUGGCGUCCCGGAAGCAGGAUCUCCACCAGCUUUGGACAACCUGCUCCCAUCUGGUCGCCAAAUCAGGCCUUCCCCCAGAGGUCCUCGCCAAGCACCUCCCCUUAGACAUGGUGGCCAAGAUCGACGACCUCCGGCUCAAAUCCUCCAUGUCACGCCGCUCCUCCCCCUUCCUCGCCCACCACCACGGCCACCACGACACCCAGCAGCAGCAGCAGCAGCCAUCCUCAGACCAACAACAGCAACAUCUUCUCGACGACGCGCACCACAAGAUCCGCCGGAUGCGGCGCGCGCUGGACUCCUCGGACGUGGAGCUCGUGAAGCUCAUGGUCAUGGGGGAAGGGCUCAACCUGGACGAAGCCCUGGCGCUGCACUAUGCGGUCGAGAACUGCAGCCGGGAGGUCGUCAAGGCGCUGCUGGAGCUUGGCGCUGCAGACGUGAACCACCCGGCAGGGCCUGCCGGGAAGACGCCAUUGCACGUCGCGGCAGAGAUGGUGUGCCCGGACAUGGUGGCCGUGCUGCUCGACCACCAUGCCGACCCCAACGUGCGCACGCUGGCCGACGGGGUCACGCCGCUCGACAUCCUCAGGACGCUCACUUCAGACUUCUUGUUCAAGGGCGCGGUGCCCGGGCUCACGCAUAUCGAGCCUAACAAGCUCCGGCUCUGCCUCGAGCUCGUGCAGUCGGCGGCCAUGGUCAUGUCGAGGGAGGACAACAAUAGCAACAAUCCUGCGGCGGUGUCCAUGGCGUACGGUGGUGACCAGCAUCAGCACCAGCAUCCGGGUGGUGCUGCCGUGUAUGGUGGUGGCAGUGGCGUGACGAGCACGGGCAUGAACCUGAGCUUGGAUAAUAGGAUGGUGUAUCUGAACUUGGGGAUGGACGUGAUGAGCCAUGGCGGCGGCGGUGCCGGCGACAGAGACGACGGUGGGAGUAGAGGGCAAGGAGGCCCCUCUUCAUUGUUCUCCCCACAUGGCUUCCCAUGAGAUGAGCCAACAAGAAGAUGCUCUCCCUCUGCUAUCUCCCUUGUAAGCUUAGAACUAAUUAAGCACAUGUUAUUGAUAUCUAUCCAUCCAUCCACAUUAUUACAGGAGAUAUCAUGCUUGCAUGAUGGGAAUGCAUGAUUAGAUCGAUGAAUCCUUUUGAGAUCCUGCAUGCAUGCAACUAGCUAGCCCGGUGAAUUCCAAAGAGUUCCUCAAUUUUUUGGUCACUUUGUCUAUUAUUUAGCCACUAGUGUGUUUAGUGAGAGGUACUACUCUUCUUUUGGGGUCUUAAUUGAGAGGUGAACUUUGGAAGUGAAAAGAAACUGUUUUCAAUUUGUGCACAUGUGUGUGUAUGGCUUGCUGGUGGGUCAUGUGCAUUGAUGCAUGAAGACAUGGACAAGAAAGGUCGAUUGUUAAUUGAUUUCGUAUCA
Molecule: messenger RNA, 2439 nt
Organism: Brachypodium distachyon (stiff brome)
Lineage: Eukaryota; Viridiplantae; Streptophyta; Magnoliopsida; Poales; Poaceae
Product: BTB/POZ domain and ankyrin repeat-containing protein NPR5
Exons: 2
Coding region: 458-2011 (517 amino acids)
Biological process (GO): plant organ development
Molecular function (GO): protein binding
Source: RefSeq, a predicted model, not a curated record